Molecule: messenger RNA, 1758 nt
Organism: Alnus glutinosa
Lineage: Eukaryota; Viridiplantae; Streptophyta; Magnoliopsida; Fagales; Betulaceae
Product: trihelix transcription factor PTL-like
Exons: 2
Coding region: 90-1583 (497 amino acids)
Source: RefSeq, a predicted model, not a curated record
ACUCGGAUCCUGUCCCCCAAGAAAAAGCUCAUAUUUGUGCAGAGAGGAUUUGACCACUCUCUCUCGCUCUCUCUCUCAAACUGAUAGAGAUGAGUGACCAGUACGGCCUGCCGGAUUUCCGGCAGUUCAUGGCCGGAAGAACUCAAUAUUUCCCGGCCAUCACACAACCCACUGAGCCGCCAUUCUUUCUCCACAGGAACGUUGCGCCUCCACUCCAUUGCGAGCCCAACACCACUAUGGUUGCCGAGGUUUUGCCUCGCGAGCAGCUGGUUGGAUUUGUUCAUCAUGAUUCCACUGAUGCCGCGCCCACCGCCGCCGCAACAACGACACUGUGUUCUUCACAGAUGGAGAGUGGGUGGAUGGGAUAUGACGGUGGAAGUACUAGAUGGCCAAGGCAAGAAACUCUCACCCUUCUUGAGAUCAGAUCUCGCCUUGAUUCCAAGUUCAAAGAGACUAAUCAGAAAGGACCCUUGUGGGAUGAAGUCUCUAGGUUAAUGGCUGAGGAACAUGCAUACCAGAGGAGUGGGAAGAAAUGUAAAGAGAAAUUUGAGAACUUGUACAAGUACUAUAAGAAAACUAAGGAAGGUAAAGCUGGAAGACAAGGAGGGAAGCACUAUAGGUUCUUUAGGCAGCUAGAAGCAAUCUAUGGGGAAGCAAGUAAUCAUCAUGCCUCAGCUUCAGAACUCCAUCUUGCAAGAAACAGCCUUCCUUAUCAUCAGAUUCCAAACAAUAUAAUUAACCAAGAGAAUCAGGAAGUUGUUAGUUUCACUAACUCAUCUGAAUUUGAGACAUCUUCCUCGGAAAACAAUGAUGAUCAUGAUCUUAAUUCUGCCAUUGCCAUCAUGAUGAAUCAAGGGAAGCAGAAGGAGACUAAGAAGAGCUGGAAAGGUAAGAUUGAGGAGUUUGUAGACUUGCAAAUGAGGAAGAUAAUAGACACACAAGAGGCUUGGAUGGAGAGGAUGUUGAGGACUAUUGAAGAUAGAGAGCAGGAGAGAGUGUGUAAAGAGGAAGAAUGGAGGAAGCAAGAGGCAGCCCGCUUUGACCAGGAGGUACAUGAACUGUGGGCUAAAGAGAGAGCAUGGGUUGAAGCUCGAGAUGCUGCAUUAAUGGGAGCUUUAAAGAAAUUUGUAGGGAAAGGACUAGAAGAUGAAAAUGACAAGGAGUUUCUCUAUGGAACUAUUGACAAUAACAGAUGGACUGAAUCUGAGAUUUCAGGUUUAAUACAUGUAAGGAAUAGCUUGGAACUUCGAUUCCAAGAAGGUGGGUAUUUGGAGGAAGGUCUUUGGGAGGAGAUAGCUGCAAAAAUGGGUUCUUUGGGCUAUGAUCGAAGAGCUAUCGACUAUAAAGAAAAAUGGGAAAAUAUCAGCAUCUAUUGUAACAAGAAGGAAAAAGAGGAGGAUUUGAGAAGCAGCGGUUUUUGUCAACAGCUUAACUCCUAUCACAGCCAGGGGAUUACCAAACAAAGGCUGACGGUUGAUGGCCUUCCACCUUCAAGUUCCCUUAACUACUCUCGCAAUCAAGGAGAAAACGUGUGGGAGAAAUAUGGUGUGAAGCUCAACAAGGGAAAGAACCAGCAAGUUUAGCUCAAGCAAGAAAGAACUUCACAUCGAUGUAACUUGUUCAAAAGGUAUGAUUUAUGGCAUUCGAUAUGUGGUUUGGGAUCGAGAUAGGGUAUGUUUUCUUGUUGUAAAAGUUUUGUGACUUGAGAUUGUUAAAGUAUUGAUCAUUAAAUAUGAUUAAAUUUACUCUUUCUUAUAA